Messenger RNA from Misgurnus anguillicaudatus (oriental weatherfish), 4365 nucleotides. The record is from RefSeq and is a predicted model, not a curated record. NCBI's taxonomy places the organism in Eukaryota, Metazoa, Chordata, Actinopteri, Cypriniformes, Cobitidae.
GAGGUUCUUCACAUGAUCCAAAUGGACCGCCCAAACAUCGCUGGUAACAACUGAGGACAUAGUUGCUUUGUUUAAUCGUUUCAUUCUGUUUAAAUACCUAAAUGUAUGUAAGAGGAAAAUAACUUAAUUAAUCUCCAGACCUGAUGGACAGCGGUUAUGCUUAUCUUUGGUAGCGGAAACGGAAGUGAUGGAAACGGUUUAACGAAAUCCGCAUCAGAAGAGAUCAAAGUCUGUGUGUCUAGGAAGAGUUGAUCAAUGGAUCCACCAAUAGAAAUGAAGAGAUGGCCUGGCCAAAGGUCAGUCAUAACCGAACCCGUCUGUAAAAAGAUGAAGUUUGAGCAGUCUGUGAAUCAACCACAAUAUUUGUGUCCUGAAUUCAGCCGUGACUCUAAACUUAAUAAAGUCCUGAACACAUUUAAAUCAAAUCUGAGAGAGAAGUUUCAGUGUUUGUAUCCAGGAACAUCAAAGCAGAGAAACUCAACACUACUGAAUGAGAUCUACACAGAGCUCAACAUUACAGAGAUUAAAAGUGGAGAGGCAGAGGAUACACCAAUCAAAUGUAAUGACAUCUUUAAACCUUUACCUGAACAACACAAACACAUCAGAAGUGUGCUGACAAAGGGAGUCGCUGGCAUUGGAAAAACAGUCUCUGUACAGAAGUUCAUUCUGGACUGGGCUGAAGAGAAAGAGAAUCAGGACGUCCACCUCAUAUUUCCACUUCCUUUCAGAGAGAUCAAUUUGAUGAAGGACAAAACACUCAGUCUUUUAGAUCUUCUUCAUCUUUUCUUCCCAGAGACAAAAGAAAUGGAAAUCUUCAGUGAUAAAUAUAAAGUGUUGUUUAUCUUUGAUGGUUUGGAUGAGUGUCGUCUGUCUCUGGAUUUUCACAGCAGUGUAAGGUUGUGUGAUGUAAGUAAAUCAACCUCGGUGGACGUGAUGCUGACAAACCUCAUCAAGGGGAAUCUGUUUCCCUCUGCUCGCAUCUGGAUCACCUCCAGACCAGCAGCAGCUGAUCUCAUCCCCUCUGAGUGUGUUGAUCGAGUCACAGAGAUACGAGGCUUCAGUGAUCCACAGAAGGAGGAAUACUUCAGGAAGAGAAUCAGUGAUGAAAGUCUGUCUGAUCAAAUCAUCUCACACCUGAAGUCAUCCAGGAGUCUCUACUUCAUGUGUCACAUCCCAGUGUUCUGCUGGAUUUCAGGCACUGUUCUAGAGAGAAUAUUGAGUGAAGCAAAGAGUCAAGAGAUCCCCAAGAGACUCCCUGAAAUGUACACACGCUUCCUGUUCAUUCAGAUGAACAUUAAACAGCGGGACAACUUUAAGAAGAACAUGAAGGAUAGAGACAUGAUCUAUAAACUUGGUAAACUGGCUUUUGAGCAGCUUGUGAAAGGCAAUGUUAUCUUCUGUGAUGAAGACCUGAGAGAGUGUGGCAUUGAUGUAUCAGAAGCAUCAGUGUACUCAGGAUUGUUUACUCAGAUCUUCAGAGAGGAAUUUGGUUUGUGUCAGAGGAAAGUUUACAGCUUUGUUCAUCUGAGCAUUCAGGAAUAUCUAGCAGCACUACAUGUGCACCUCAAUAUUAUGAACAAAAACUUUAAUGUGUUUGAUCAAAUUCAACCGAUUCAAACACAUGAGCUUUCAAUACAUAAUCUGUAUACGAGAGCUAUAGAUGAGACUCUACAGAGUAAAAAUGGACAUCUGGAUCUUUUCCUUUGUUUUCUUCUGGGUUUGUCACUGGAGUCGAAUCAGAAUCUCCUACGAGGUGUGAGGAUACAGACAGGACGCAGCUCUUAUAACAAUGUAAAAACAAUCAGUUACAUCAAACAGAAGAUGAGGGAGAAUCCUUCACCUGAGAUAUCCAUCAAUCUGCUUCAGUGUCUAAGUGAACUGGGUGAUUAUUUACUACUUAUGGAAAUCCAAAAUUUUCUGAAGUUUAGAAUAUUAGAAGAAGCCAAAAUCUCUUCAUCUCAGUGGUCAGCUUUAAUUUUUGUGUGGCUGACUUCAGGACGUGAGCUGAAUGGGUUUCACAUGAAUCGUAUUGUUAAAAAACAAAACAUUUCUGAAGCACAGAAAGUUCUUCAGAAGCUACUUCCUGUCAUUUGUGAAUACAAAAUAGUUGAGUUGGGUUCUUGUAAUAUCACAGAUGAAGGUUGUGUUGCUCUGACUUCAUUUCUGACAUCAAACCCAUCGCUUGUGACUCAUCUGAAUCUGUCUCAUAAUAAUCUUGGAGAUUCAGGAGUGAAGCUGAUCUCUGAUGUACUGAAGAAUCCUGAAUUUAAAAUGGACACACUAAUGUUGAAGAGAUGUAACAUCACAGCUGAAGGUUGUGUUGCUCUGACUUCAGCUCUGAGAUCAAACCCAUCACACCUGAGAGAACUUAAUCUGACUGGGAAUAAUCUUGGAGAUUCAGGAAUUGAGCAUCUCUCUGAUCUACUGGAGCAUCCUGACUGUAAACUGGAGAAACUCUUGUUGAGGGGUUGUAAUAUCACAGAUGAAGGUUGUGUUGCUCUGUCUUCAGCUUUGACAUCAAACCCAUCACACCUGAGAAGACUGAUUCUGACUAAUAAUACAAUUGGAGAUUUAGGAAUGAAGCUGUUGUCUGCUGUACUGGAGAAUCCUCAGUGUAAACUGGAGAUGCUGAAGUUGACUGAUUGUAAUAUCACGGAGGAAGGUUGUGCUGCUCUGUCUUCAGCUCUGAGAUCAAACCCAUCACACCUGAGAGAUCUGAGUCUGUCUUUAAAUAAUUUCGGAGAUUUAGGAGUGAAGCUGCUAUCUGAUGUACUGAAGAAUCCUCAAUGUAAACUGGAGCUACUGUGGUUGUGUGAGUGUAAUAUCACAGAUAAAGGUUGUGUUGCUCUGACUUCAGCUCUGAGAUCAAAACGAUCACACCUGAGAGAAUUGUAUCUGCAUGGAAAUCAUCUGGGAGCUUUAGAAAUGAAGCUGAUCUCUGAUAUGGCAAAGGAUCCAAAUUACAAACUGAACAAAAUAGACCUUUUCCGUGUAAACAGAGAUGACGGGCGGAGCCCAACUGGUGGCAGAAAGUGAAUGCUUCUCAAUAGCUGUGUGAAGAGUUUUAGCGGUAAACUGUUAUGUUUAUUUUUUAAAUAAAUUAAAAGGUUAAAUGGCUUGGCUACUAAUUGUGUGCAUGUAUGUAAUGUAUAUGUUUUGUUCUUUAUUGGUAAAUCAAUUAUUUUUACAGUAUGAAUCGCUGAAGUACUUAAGAGCAAUACGUGUAUAAUAUCAUUUCUUAAAUAUUUCAUCAUUUCCUGUUUUCAAUUUCUUCCUUAUUUUAGCCUACGUGUUUGAUCUAAAACUAUAAUGUUUACAUACAAAUUAAUUUGUAUUGGCCUGUUUAUAUAUUAUUAACACUUUACAUCGUGUGUGCUAUGUAAGUUAUAUAUAUUUAUUAUUAGUAAACAUAAUUUAGAACAAACAUGAAGAAGACCUAGGCUAAGAUAUAAGGUAAAAAGAAGUAAUAGAAUACGAAAACUUUAAUAAAUGGUAAUAUUACUGAUAUUAUGAACUCAUUCAAAUCUUUAAUCUUUCUAAAUAAAUUAUAAACGUAACGUGAUGAAAACGCUAUAAGAAACACAUAGAGGGAUCAGACUUCAAAAGAACACCGGAUAUGUUCUCUAAUUAUUUUCUAGUCAAAUUAUUAAAAGAUUUUCAGAUGAUUUCAUCACUCCAGUCUGUCCGGUUGAGGGCUUUUAUUGCAACCAUAAACACCUACGUUUAUCUUCAAAUGGUGUCUUCGAUGACGGUAUGCUAUCCCAGAUAGCACAGGUACGUCUGCAAGAUGUCUGGUAAAGAUCUGGAGAUCUGGAAUACAUCUGGUGUGUAAAAACAUCUUAUAAAGGUCUUAGAAAGAGCUGCUUUACAUACAUUCUAAAUCAAAAACGUCUUGCAGACGUCUUCAAUAUGUCUAUAUGACAUCUUUUAGGAAACGUCUCAGAGACGUAUUGCAGAUGAGCAAACAAUCUAAAUAAUAGUACGUCUUGCAGAUGUAAACGCAGACAUCAAAUAGACGUCUUCGAGAUGUAUGUGUGCCAUCAGGGAUAAAAAUGAAGGUCAUCUUUUUUUGGCAUUCCUAUUCUGACACUCAACAGCACAACAAAACAUUUUCUAGUGAAUUAUAUUGUUCGUUUCACUCGUGUCUCAUUCAUUUCCACUGUUUUUCUGCCACCACAUGCGCGCGUGACGUAACUGUGACGUCGACUCGCUAAAGGUCUAUAAAAGUACAAAUGCUAAAAUAAAUACAGCUGUACGUUUUCAAAAGUACACAAUGUGUUUAUGUAUAUGUUUUACAGAGAUGUAUAAGAUUAGCAUAAGAUUUUUUUUGUACUCAGAAAAUAAAAAACAAAUGUGUAAGUUUAA